This is a messenger RNA of Cynocephalus volans (Philippine flying lemur), 1107 nucleotides long. RefSeq names its product G protein-coupled receptor 142 (gene GPR142). Gene Ontology annotation, molecular function: G protein-coupled receptor activity. Gene Ontology annotation, cellular component: plasma membrane. The record is from RefSeq and is a predicted model, not a curated record. NCBI's taxonomy places the organism in Eukaryota, Metazoa, Chordata, Mammalia, Dermoptera, Cynocephalidae. Bases 1 to 1107 code for a protein of 368 amino acids. The transcript has 3 exons. Gene Ontology annotation, biological process: G protein-coupled receptor signaling pathway.
AUGCUGGGAGGGAGCUGCGGGGACCCCAAGGAAAAGGCACAGGUGACCCAGGACUCGGGACCCAGGAGCAUGGGGCUUGAAGGACAAGAGACAGCCAGCCAGCUACCAGUGACCCUGCUGCCCACACCCAACGGCAGUGGGCCCAGCCAGGAGUUGGAAGGCCACUUGUCCCCAUGUGUGGCUGGUGUCAUCCCUGUCAUCUAUUACAGUGUCCUACUGGGCCUGGGGCUGCCUGUCAACCUCCUGACCGCAGUGGCCCUGGCCCGCCUUGCCACCAAGAACAGGAAGCCCUCCUACUGCUACCUUCUGGCGCUCACAGCCUCGGAUAUUGUCACCCAGGUGGUCAUCGUGUUCGUGGGCUUCCUCCUGCAGGGGGCUGCGAUGGCCCGCCGGGUGCCCCAGGCCAUGGUGCGCACGGCUAACAUCCUGGAGUUUGCAGCCAACCAUGCCUCCAUCUGGAUCGCUGUCCUGCUCACCAUCGACCGCUACAGUGCCCUGUGCCACCCCCUACACCAUCGGGCCACCUCGUCCCAAGGCAGGACCUGCCGGGCCAUUGCCGCCGUCCUCAGUGCUGCCCUGCUAACAGGCAUCCCCUUCUACUGGUGGCUGGAUAUGUGGAGGGGCGCCGACCCCCCCAGCACUUUGGAUGAAGUCCUCAUGUGGGCCCACUGCCUCAUCGUCUAUUUCAUCCCUUGUGGUGUUUUCCUGGUCACCAACUCAGCCAUCGUCCUCCGGCUACAGAAGAGGGGCCAGAGGGGGCUGCGGCCCUGGGUGGGCAAGAGCACAGCCAUCCUCCUGAGUGUCACCAUGCUCUUCGCCCUCCUUUGGGCACCCCGGAUCUUUGUCAUGCUCUACCACCUGUACGUGGCUCCUGUCCACCGGGACUGGAGGGUCCACCUGGCCUUGGAUGUGGCCAACAUGGUGGCCAUGCUCAACACAGCAGUCAACUUUGGUCUCUAUUGCUUCGUAAGCAAGACUUUCAGGGCCACUGUCCGACAGGUUAUCCACGAUGCCCACCUGCCCUGCACCCAGAGGUUACGGACAAAGGGCAUGGUGGUGGAGCCUGUGCUGAAGCCUCCAAGACUCCCCAAAGGGGUGGAAUUGUAG